AAGGGUGCUGGAGGCGGCCAAGAGGGCGAACCAGACGGGACACUUCAUCUGGAUGGGCUCGGACAGCUGGGGCUCCAAAAUCUCCCCGGUCCUGCACCUGGAGGAGGUGGCCGAGGGCUCCGUCACCAUCCUGCCCAAGCGGGUCUCUGUCAAAGGUUUCGACCGCUACUUCUCCAGCAGGACGCUGGACAACAACCGCCGAAACAUCUGGUUUGCUGAGUUUUGGGAGGAAAAUUUCCACUGCAAGCUGAGCCGGCACGCGCUGAAGAAGGGCAGCAGCAUCAAGAAGUGCACCA
Molecule: messenger RNA, 296 nt
Organism: Balearica regulorum gibbericeps (East African grey crowned-crane)
Lineage: Eukaryota; Metazoa; Chordata; Aves; Gruiformes; Gruidae
Source: RefSeq, a predicted model, not a curated record